Thelazia callipaeda (thelaziosis nematode) is the source of this 3831-nucleotide messenger RNA. The record is from the annotation of a GenBank genome assembly. Lineage: Eukaryota; Metazoa; Nematoda; Chromadorea; Rhabditida; Thelaziidae.
AUGAAUAUCUUCGGGACAGCAGCUACUUUUUCCAUGUUUUACAGCUUUUUACGUGCUUCGACAUCCUCCAAUUCAGCAUGGCUUUGUUCCAUUGUCGACCCCUCUAAUGGUUACACGGUGCUUCAUCUAGCUGCUCUUUUGGGUCAUACGGAGAUAGUGAAGAUUUUGCUAAAUGUUGAUUCGCAAAUGCUACGAAUAAAAGAUCGACGGGGAUGUUUGGCUAUUCAUCUUGCGGCAUGGAAUGGCCAUGUUGAAGUAUUACAGGCUCUAAUUGAUGCUGAACCAAAUACUGUUGAUGCAGUAAACAGCGCAAAGGAAUCACCAUUACAUCUUUCCGCGCAACAUGGUCACGGCAAAGUCGUCUCCGUCUUGCUUGCUAAGCAUGCAGACGCUAGAAUGAGGAAUGCUCGUGCUGAAACAGCUCUCGAUGUAGCUGCUAGGUUUGGAAAAGCAAAUGUCUGCCGCUUGAUUAUUUGUAAUUGUCCGGAAUUAGCGCUACAAAGUGCUUCGGAAUGCGUGACAACAGAUCUAGGAAAGUCCCGACAUCUAGCUCAAGUAGUAUAUCCAUUACAUGCGGCAGCUCGUCACGGCCAUCUUGAUUGUCUCGAAAUACUAUGUAAUUCCGGAUUUGAUCUUAACUACGUUACGGAGGAAGGAAGUGCGUUGCAUGUCGCUGCUUUAUUUGGAAAAGUUGAAGCGGUUAAAUUGCUACUUCAAGAAGGUAUAAAUGUUGAUAUCAGAGAUGGACAAGGGCGCACUGUUUUAGAGACCUUAGCAGAACAUGAAAACGAGAAAGCAUCUGAUCUUACGCAAGUUAUUCAAAGUCGGGAAGGAUGGUCAGAAUGCCGCAAACUUAUUGAAGCCUACGUUCGCGAACAAAAAGAGUCUACACAUGGGAAAGUUGGCGCAGAAAACUAUCCAGUUUAUUUAAAUCUCUCCCACUGUACAAAAUAUGCUGUCAAUCCAAAAGAUAUUGUGUGGAGGCCAAUACCAGAGAACUCUACAGCUCGGCAUCAAGUAUUUCGGCCUCGUGUGCAUCAAAAUCUUCUAGUACCUGGGGAUGAUGCUGUUUCAGACAGUGAUACGCUGCAUCCGCCAUCAACUGCGGAUAAUAAGGUUACAUUACUUGGUGACGCGCAAAAUAUUGAUGACUUUUCGGCAUUAAGUUUGUCAACAUCUCUUUUGGAACCAUCUGAUUCUCAGUUAGGUCCACAUUCAUCUCCUAGCCAAGUUCGAGGUUUUGGUGUGGAAAAUGGUGUUUCUCGGAUCUCAGUUGGAUCAUCAGGAACUAAGUAUCGGUAUGCAGCUCAGAAAAAUGGAAUCCCUUUACCUAGGAUGGGAAUUGGUCGCACAUCUUUAAAUUCAGAUGCAAUUACGUCAUGCUCUUAUCAAGCUCCUCCUUCAUAUGAUGCUUGGCAAAAUCCACAUGUUGGUCUAGGUUAUAGUGUAAUAAAUCCACCAUAUUUUCUGGCUUAUGAUAACGUUCCACGCAAUUAUCUUAUGUAUGACAAUGCUCCACCACCUGGGCAUCGACGUUGGCAGCAUGUUUGCGAAGAAAAAGCAUUAAAAAAAUGUGGAUGUGGAAAUGAUGGAAAAAGUUUUGCCGUGUCAUCAUGUAAUGUCAAAUCAAAUGGUACGCAAACCGUGUCACCUGUGAAAUCAGUUCAUCAUCUUUCACCACAAUUAGAAAAAACUUUCAAACCAGAACCAAAUCUUCGACAAAGCGAAAUAUCUGAGACUGAUAUAAGUGAGAAAGAUGAUGGUUACCAUGAUAAAAUUAGCCCGCAGACAAUAUCUCCUGGAGAUGUCAGCAAUACUCUACCAUCUGGAACAGCUUCUCUUGCUCAAGGUCGCGCACCCUUAGCACUUCCAGAAGAGAUUUCAGUAUCAGCGUCGGCGAGCAUAUUGUCAAUACAAAAUUUCCCGGAUAGAUGUCAUAUGGAAGACGGUAAACGAAGAAAACAUUCACGCUCCUCGCAUGACGAAAGUUCUAAACCAAACUGCAUCUCAACAAUUUAUGCUGCUACUUUUCCACAGAAACUCUCGAAAACGAAUGAUCCGAAGAUUAAAGCAGCUGAAAGCGAAAAUGACUCUGAGAAAGGAAAUGGGAAAUCUGAACUUGAUCAUCUUCCAAGCCCUGAAACUGCCGAGUCACGCAUUCAUCAUUUUCUUUGUAGCCAGGACUGUGUUAAAGAGCACUUACCACAAUCUCCAACCAUAAGUAAAAGGUCUCAGUAUAUACAAAAAAAUCCAUUAUCUCCAUCUUCAACAGCGGAAUCAGAUUGUACAUUGGCAUCUUCAUGCUCUUUACCUGUAAUAUCGCAUGUUUCAUGGACACCACCAUCAGUGGUAUCUCCAUCACAGGAAUGCAGUCAGAUUCUUAAGCAGUCCAGUGUGGAUGAUCAGUCGUUUUCUUCUGUGGAGGUACGAUUACGAACUGCUUCUAUUCCAACACAUGGUAGCGUCAACAAAGAAGUGUGUGAAUUAUCAACUGCAAGUGAUGACGAACAGCAUGGAAAAACAAAUAAUUCACAAGCACAUUUCAUAAAAGCCAGAAGAGUUUCAACCCGGCAUAGUUCUUUAGAUGAAAGCAUAGAAUGGAAGAAAAUCAAUGAAAUAAUGGAGUCUUUUGGUGGCGCAGUUUGUCGAGAAUCAGUGUUUGCAGCUCAGUAUGAACCAAAAGUAGCUAUUUAUCUCAGGGAUCGCAGGUCUCGAGCUUUGACUCUUCAGUUAAGUGGAUCACAGUCAACACAAAUUAAGCGGCCAUAUGAGAGUGAUAAAAAACAUCGACAACUACAGGGAGUAAAUGCUGUGGCUGAAUGGUUGAAUGUUUGUGUUGGAAUACCUAAUCCAAGGGCCAUGGAAAUAGCUGAAAUUCUUGAAAACAAUGGCUUUGACAACGUCCAUCACAUGCAAUCAACACUUGAUCGUGCAGCAAUGCAAGAAAUUGGAUUCGACAAAUCAACACAACAUCAAAUUGGAAUGUAUCUGGAAAAUUAUCCAGAUACUUAUAUUCCGAGUGCAAAUUCAUUUACAUAUGUUUCUGAUUGGUUGCAUUCGUUGGAUUUGGAGGACUAUCUUGGUCAUUUUGUAAGUGGUGGGUUAACAACGAUGUUAAUCGUCUUUGCUAUUGAUUCGACCCGGAAGCAUUUAAAAGUAUUAGGAAUAACAAAACUGGGUCAUCAAAAAAGAAUUUUGAAUUCUUUAAAAAAAGCAAAGGAGGAAAGACGUCAAAGGGCAGCAGAACAACGGGCUGCAGCAGUAGCACAAGAAGAAGAAACUGAUAGUGGGCAAGAAAGCAGGAGUACGGCUCAUUCGUCGUCAAGUAUUCAUUUGCCGCAGUCAAUGGUUGUUGGAGAGCAUCAAACUGAAUGGCAACAUUCAUCAACGACACUUAUUGAGGAUUGUGUAUCAUAUUCUGCUCAUUAUCUUGGAUCAAUGGAAAUAUCAAAUAUUGAAGGAACAGAAGAUUCUCGCCGAGCUAUGAUUAAACUAAAAAAAGGUAUUCGUGAAAUAGCUAAGGUUCCUCAUGUAUUACUCGAAAUCUCAGUAUCAGGAGUGCGGGUACUUGAUGCUGUCACAAAGCAACUUACUGUCGAACAUGAAAUAACCCAGAUCCAGAUAGUUUGCCAAGACGAGAGAGAUUUAAAUUGUUUUGCUUACAUAUCUCAAGAUGGAGAUCGGCAUUUCUGUCACGUAUUUUGUGUGCUAACUGCUGAUGUGGCCACUGAAAUAAUAAUAACAUUAGGACAAGCGUUUGAAGUAUGCUAUAGAAUCACGAGUACAACAUAUAUGAAUGAUGAGCGGAAUAUUGUUGAGCCAGUUGUUUAA